UACCGAUCUAAGGAAGUUGGUAGAUUGGUUUGGACAUUGGACAUCGAGGUAACAUAACACCUAGAGUACGCAUCUAAACUAUCGAAGAUGAGCGAUGACUGGCCGAUUUCCCAGCCAUUCGAAUACGCAAACGAAGAAGAGGCGGAAUGGCAGCUCCACGACAGACCAGGGCAGACGCAUCGCGAAGACCUCAUCGGCUGGGAAGCUAAGGAUUGCUCGGGGGUGAAGGGCCGUCUUGUCGAGGUCGUCCACGGCUACAAGGACAAAGACAAGCGCAAGCCGCGCACCUUGGUGGUUUUCGAGUGGCGCCUCGUGCCCGGGGCGGGCGAUAACCGCAUCAAGAACGUCAAGAUCAUAGUUGACUUCCGAGCCAUCGGCCUUAGGGACGGCGUCCGGCCGGGCAACAGCGUCGCCGACUACGAUCCAGUCCCAAUCCAGUGGGCACCAGACAAGACAAUCCUCAGCCACUUCUCCCAGGCGCCCGUGACCGAAGCCGUCAACACCGAGUACGGCGGGCAGGCCGGCUACAACCCCUAUCUCGCCCUGACGGGCAAGCGGAAUACAGGCUCGUCGCAGACGGUCGAGCGCAUCAACUACCGUUACAUCACGGGCGGGCCCACGUACGUGGGCAAAAACUCAGGAACCCGCAACGCCAUGAAGUGGGAGCUCUCCGAGAACGCGCAGCUCAAGAGUGGAGUACAGUACGAGGCGCGCACGGCAGUGCUCCUGCGGCGCCAGCCUUUGGACUUUGGCAAGUUCAACGUGACCACUGUGGCCGAGGCCAACCAUUCCCUCACCGCCCGGCUGCUGCGCGCGCUGCCCAUCCGACCAAAGGAUGGGCCGGCCGCCUUUGACCCGACGGUGCUCCCCGGGUCAAGCAAAGGGGAGGCUGGUGACGACGACGUAGCGGCGCGGGCGACGACGCGCGACUGGCAGAACCUCGACAAGCUCAACCUGGAAGAUGUGCUGAUCAAGGAUUGGGGCGUUAGCUCGGCCGAGGAGCUGGCGAAGAAGGCAGCACAGGUGCCUGGUGAAGGCGCCGCUGCGUCUGAGGCUUGAUGAGGAAUGUUAUGUGAUGACGGGCGGCAGCUGGUAGCGGAUGUGCCUUAUGUGUUUCACUUCUGGGUCUACUCUGGAUGCCUGAUGUUUCGCGCGCAGUGAUGACCUUUCGGGGUCGGUGGCAAGUAUUGAGACAUGAGUUGAUUAAUUGAGAAUACGAGAAAUAUGUGCUAUACAU
Messenger RNA from Trematosphaeria pertusa, 1237 nucleotides. RefSeq lists its product as uncharacterized. The record is from RefSeq and is a predicted model, not a curated record. Lineage: Eukaryota; Fungi; Ascomycota; Dothideomycetes; Pleosporales; Trematosphaeriaceae. The transcript has a single exon. Bases 88 to 1059 code for a protein of 323 amino acids.